Vigna umbellata (rice bean) is the source of this 468-nucleotide messenger RNA. The record is from RefSeq and is a predicted model, not a curated record. Lineage: Eukaryota; Viridiplantae; Streptophyta; Magnoliopsida; Fabales; Fabaceae.
AUGGCGGCGGCGUCGCGGCGGCUGCGGGACCUCCAAUCACAGACGGCGAACAAGAUCUGCGUUGACUGCACCCAGAAGAACCCGCAGUGGGCCUCCGUCUCGUACGGCGUCUUCAUGUGUUUGGAGUGCUCCGGCAAGCACCGUGGCUUGGGCGUUCACAUCUCCUUCGUCCGAUCUGUCACCAUGGACUCCUGGUCCGAAGUCCAGAUCAAGAAAAUGGAAGCUGGCGGCAACGAUAAGCUCAACGCCUUCCUCGCUCAGUACUCCAUCCCCAAGGAGACAGACAUCGUUACUAAAUACAACACCAACGCCGCCGCCGUCUACCGCGAUCGGAUCCAGGCCAUCGCCGACGGUCGUCCCUGGCGCGAUCCGCCGGUAGUGAAGGAAAACCUCGUAGCAGCCAAAUGCAUUCUUAAUUACGAUGAAUAUGGAAAUGAAAAUAAUUAUAUUCUAAAAGAGUAUCUUUAG